Molecule: messenger RNA, 5118 nt
Organism: Electrophorus electricus (electric eel)
Lineage: Eukaryota; Metazoa; Chordata; Actinopteri; Gymnotiformes; Gymnotidae
Gene: yeats2
Product: YEATS domain containing 2
Biological process (GO): regulation of DNA-templated transcription
Source: RefSeq, a predicted model, not a curated record
UCAGCGGUUUGUCGUUGUUCGCAGUGCUCGAGCUCUCAGUGCAAUUUUGCAUUACAAACAGACCAAAAAUACACAAAACGGCGCAUAAAAUCUGCAUUCUGUCGUUGCGCGGCGGAUAGUUUGGCUUUUCUUGCACACUGGAGUCUUGCUAUUUUAGUUGAAAGCUAACCAGUUGCUAAGCUAGGCCUCGCGCUUCACCGAGCUUUCCUGCCCACCUCGUGCACGUUAUGUAUGCUCACGUGCUGUGUUGGACACCCGAGGCUAACCGCUUUGCUAGCCCGUUUAUUAAACGUGAAGUAAACGUCCAGUUUGGCCUAAUGUCAAAUAAGAGAUAUUAGAAGAAAAGUACUGAACGAUCACGUCUGGUUGCGUUUAUUGCGCGAUUUGCUUGUUUUCACGUAGUUCGCGUGCAGUUUUCCUGGUAAAGUAAGUUGUUCCCUUAGCGAACCUUAGUAAGCAGAUAUGCACGCUCGUAACCGCUCAUAACUGCUCAUAUGCACGCUCGAUUUGCGGGGUCGCUGUAAUAACUACAGAUUUCCUCACAAACUCAUUCAAGCGCUUUUUCAGCACAAUCACUCAAUCAAUAAGUCGCGCGUUAGUUUAUUCGCAUCCACACACGUAUAGAAAGUGCCAGGAUGAACUGACAUGGCAACUGAUUUUUUUGGCUUUGCACCUGCUAAGUUGAGCCCUUGUAGGUUGACCGAUAUGUCGGGGGUGAAACGGAAGAUCGAGGAUAAAGACCCGGACUACGAGGACAUCGCGCAGGUGCAGGGGAACAAAAGGAGCCGAAGAAGCGAGCAGAGCGCGCGUGUGGCGACGGUGCAGAAGAUCGAAGCCAUCAUCAAGGAACAGUUUGGUCUCGAGAUGAAGAAUAAAGAGCAUGAGAUUGAGGCGAUUGGCCAGCGUCUGAACGAGGCCAGGCGUAUGAUGGACAAGCUGAGAGCCUGCAUCGUGGCCAGUUACUAUGCCAACGCUGGCAUGCCCAAGGUCUCUGAGCCUACGAAGAGCGACAUGUCAGUGCUGAACCACCCUGCUAUCAAACGCUUCCUGGAGUCGCCCUCCCGCUCAUCCUCACCCCUCAACCAGGACUCAGAGGCGCCCUCCGGUGGCCACUCGGAGCCCGAGUCCCCGAGCCUGCACGGAGACGCUUCGGACGCGGCCGACAGGGAGGAGCCAGACAGGCAGGAGCGCAGACCUGGACGAAACACUGGCAAGGACACGUUCGGUGUUCCCGUGUCUGUAGACCAACAGGUCACCCACCACACCACAGGAGAUGAGAUGUCGCGACUCUAUGUGAAGAAGACCAUCGUCGUGGGCAACGUUUCCAAGUACAUAGCUCCUGAUAAACGGGAGGAGAAUGACCAGUCCACCCAUAAGUGGAUGGUGUAUGUGCGCGGCUCUCGGAAGGAGCCCAGCAUCGACCACUUUGUGAAGAAGGUUUGGUUUUUCCUGCACCCCAGUUACAAGCCCAACGACCUGGUGGAGGUCAGUGAGCCCCCGUUUCACCUAACCCGGCGGGGCUGGGGUGAGUUUCCUGUCCGUGUUCAGAUCCACUUUAAAGACCAGCGGAAUAAACGCAUAGACAUUAUCCACCAUCUAAAGCUGGACAGGACGUAUACAGGCCUGCAGACUUUGGGAGCUGAAACGGUGGUGGACGUUGAGCUACACAGGAACUCGCUGGGUGAAGACUUCAUUCCUUUCCUGUCAUCCUCAUCUUCGUCCUCAUCUUCGUCCUCUCAACGGGCAAGCGCGGCUGCCCCCGGUCUCUCAUUGGCUGCGCAGUCUGCGGGCCAGAAUUCCCGACAUAUGGCAUCUCCCUCUCAGCUCUCGUCUGACUCCAGCUCAGAGAAAGGUGUGGCUCAGAGGAGCGAAGUGUCGCGCUCUGAUCGGCCUGCGCCACAGGCCAAAGCAACAGAGAUGGUCACGCUGGGCUCCCACAGCAACUCAGCCUUUCAGCCAAUCACAGCCAGCUGCAAGAUCGCCGCCCAGGGCCCAGGGCCCAGUCCCACAGAGUCACCAGGGAAGUCUUUCCAGCCAAUCACCAUGAGCUGCAAGAUCGUGUCAGGCUCACCUGUGUCCACGCCCAGUCACUCCCCUCUGUCCCAGACUCCCACCUCCACCCCGGUGCACAUGAGGGGCGGCUCAUCUGUCAUCAACAACCCUUACAUCAUCGUGGACAAGCCAGGCCAGGUGGUCAUGAACACACCCACCGUGGCUGGUGCAGGGAGUCCAUUGGCUAAACAGAGUACUGCAGCCCAGAGUUCACGAUCACCUGCGCCUAAAGUUCACACCAGCGGAUACCUGUCCUCUGGAGUUAAGGUGAUCAUUAAACAGGAACCAGGGGAGGUGACCACCCAACAAUCGCCACAGCAACAGGUGGUUUCCACGGCAACACCCCAGCAGCCACAGCAGUAUGUGACAGUGAAAGGGGGUCACAUGAUCACCGUGUCGCCACAGAAGAGUGGGGUGGGGCCAGGAGGCGGAGCCACCCCCAGCAAGAUGGUAGGAGUACCCGUGACGUCUGCGUUGCAGUCUGCAGUAAAGCAGGUGUCAGUGAGCAGUGGGCAGAUUCUGGUGGCCAAGUCCAGUCCCGCCGUCUCAAAAGUGAUGGCACAAAAACAGGUGCUGGCGCAGGGCGUUGCCAAGGCAAUCGUUAGUGGGGGCGGAGCCAGUGUCACAGGCAGCAUCACUGGACAGCAGGUGCACACGGUCACCAAGGCAACAGGAGGAUCGGGAACUGGUGGCAAAAGUGGAGUGAUGGCCACGUUGCAGCUGCCCGUGAAUAACCUGACCAGUCUGCCCCCGGGAACCAAACUCUACCUGACCACCAACAGCAAGAACCCAGCAGGGAAGGGCAAACUGCUUCUGAUACCACAGGGUGCCAUACUGCGCGCCUCUAAUACUGCAGGUCACCAGUCUCAGGGUUCUUCGUCAGGUUCUUCUCAGUCCUCCUCCAGUAGUUCUGUGUCCAGCGGUCUACCAGGGAACCUCUCCUACACGUCCUACAUACUUAAACAGACCCCACAGGGCACGUUUCUGGUUGGCCAACCAGGUGCUUCUGGGAAACAGGGUGGGACCAGUUCCUCGGGUCAUGUAGUUUCAAGCUCCGCCUCUGUUACCCAGCAGGCUAUUCGGGUCACGGCGGGGCAAAAGGCAGCCAUCUUGGCUCAGGUGGUGGGCGGAUCCCAGGGUUCACAGGUGAAGCUGUCGGACGGUUUGGUGAAGACGGUGACGUCCGCUGCCGCUCACCUGUCCAAGCCGGGCACUACCACUCUGAGGAUGACGGGGGGAGUUAUCACGGCCACAAGCUCCACUCCAAACACACCUGCCUCUGCUGCUGCUCCCACCGCCCUGCAGCCUGCAGAGGGAGCUAGUGUGCCCUCGACCCCGUCGCUGUCUAAAACAGCCACUCAGCACCCCGUCCUGGUGGCAGCCAAUCAGGCAUCAGUAAUCAACGCCGCGAAGAGCAGCAGCUCGGGUGUCAGCAUGGCCAAAGGCACCGCCCCCCUGGUAACGGUCACCAAGAGCCUCAACAUGCCCGUCAUCAGUCUGUCCAAGGGACAGGCAGGGACACCAGUAGUGAACGUGCCCAAAAGCGCCAGCCCCUCAUUGGUCACAGCGGCGUCGCUAGUGGGUGGGGCAACAGUGAGUGGGAAAACAGCUGCUGCCAUUUCAGGUAUGCUGAAACUUCACUCUGGCCAGUCGAGCUCCCAACAGACAGUGUUGACGAUUCCAGCUACACAGCUAAAGCAGCUCAGCCUCAGCGGAGCCACCACGGGCCUGCAGACACUGCUCAUGCCCGUGGGCAAAGUAGUGCAGUCCGGUUCCAAACCUGCAUCCACCGCCCUGAGUGGACCAACUCCUCCUACCUCUGCACCCCUAGCUCAAGUUAAGACGGAGCCCGGCGUGUCCAGGUCCUCCUGCACCACCCCGGUGACCCCCACCCCUGCGUCAUCCACCCCCCUGCCUACGUCAGCACCUGCCACAGUCAAACUGGAGCAAGGCCUGGAGACCACAACCCAGGAGCUCAUCAAUACUGAACAUAUUGAGACCUUACUGCAACUUUUGACUGCUGUGGUGAAGAAGUUUCCCCUGAUUGUACCAGAGAAAACUGAAGACUCACACCCAUUCUGUGCAACGUCAGUGGAUCAGUACUAUUCCUGGAACAUUGGAAAACGAAGGGCUUCUGAGCUCCAGAGGGCGGUAGCUGUAAAGCGUGUGGUCCAGGACGUUUUGGACAGGAGCCCCCGCCUCCAGGCCCUCAGCCCCCCCAAGACUAGAGAGGUGGUGCAGUGGUGUCGUCUCCGUGGUUACACGCCCCCGGACCCCGAACCCCAGUGCACCGAGGAGGACUCCAUAGAGGAUAUCCUCACACAGAUAGACAGCGAGCCAGAGUGUCCUUCCACUCUGUCAGAUGCCAGCGAGCUGUGUCAGCGUCUGGCGCAGCUCCAGAGGAUUUUGAAGACGGAACCGGAGGAGGAAGAGGAGGAGCCCCUCGACAUCGUCACCGUCAAAGAGGUCACCACCCCCAGGGUCAAGGUCAAGCAGGAACAGGAAGAGGUGGAGCCAGAGCCCAAAUACUUCUUGGGGUCAUGCCCCUCUGCCCAGUUCAUCAGAGACACAGCAGAACAGGUUGGUGUGAGUUUCCAGCCCGUGGAGGUGGAGAAGGGUGUGCUUGCCCCUCUGCUGGAGGCUUUGAUUCUUAAGGCCACAGAACAGUUUGCCAGUGAGAUCUUGCGAGAGGCUCUGGCCAGCACCUAUGGGAGGUCACCUCAAAACAGGGCUCCUGGAGAAAUCUCAGCUGUGCAUGUACACCAGGCCAUCAGCUCAGUCCCUACCUGUGACUUCCUCACAAACAGGUACAUGGGAGUCCUGAUGAGGGAGGGCAGCAGUGCCGACUAGCGUGACGUCCUGAGACGUCCUGCUGGACCUAGCAGUACCCCGGACACGUGCACAGACCACGCCCACUCCCACUGGCCAAUCAGAGACGGGCUGCAAUUCUGACCUGACCGUGUCAUAAUGGGAUUAGAGACGUCACUACGGUGACGGAGGUGCCGUGUUGCUGUGCGCAGCCUGAAGCAGAGAGGGGCUCGGAUUAAACUAAGAUGUGUGUAUUGA